Messenger RNA from Branchiostoma belcheri (Belcher's lancelet), 709 nucleotides. RefSeq names its product follistatin-like. NCBI's taxonomy places the organism in Eukaryota, Metazoa, Chordata, Leptocardii, Amphioxiformes, Branchiostomatidae. The record is from RefSeq and is a predicted model, not a curated record. Bases 78 to 602 code for a protein of 174 amino acids. The transcript has 5 exons. Gene Ontology annotation, molecular function: protein binding.
CUUGGUGUGGCCUUAACGCAUUUUGAGGACGUCACAGUCGUGUGAUUCCAACACAUUUCAGUGAGAAACACCACAAUAUGGCGGUCUCACUGUGGAUGCUCCUCGUCUUUCUGGCAGCAGGUUGCCAGGCCAAGUCCGUCGCCAAACCGAAGCGCCAGUCGCUAUCGGAAGAAGGCUGGUACCAGGCCGGCUGCCUGAACCACAUGAGCUGCGGCAUCACCGUAGAAGGGCCCUUCUGCGCGAGUAACGGGCAAACCUACCACAACCACUGCGCCUUCCUCACCGCAGCAUGCAUCUGGCCAUACCAGUAUCCGGACGAUCCACCAGUUGUCUUUGAGCACGAUGGCAGAUGUGACGAGGCCCGGACUCAGGAGUACCGGCGUAAGCGCCAGGCCCUCACCGACGAGCCUUGGUUCCAGGCCGGGUGUCUGGACUACGUGUUCGAGUGCCACAUGAGCGGGACGGAGGGCCCGUUCUGCGCGAGUAACGGCGUGACCUAUCACAACCCCUGCGCCUUCCAGAGCGCCGCCUGUAUCUGGCCAUAUGAGUACCCGGAUGAUCCGCCAGUCACUGUUGUGCAUAACGGAGCAUGCGCCAAGUAGGUGCCCCCCCUCCACUCAAGCACUGCAGUAUGAGGUCAACCGUAUGGGGGCGUUCUUAACACCUGCGGUCUGAGUGGUACAACUGCUAAUAAAGUGCCAGAAAUGCA